CAGGGACUCUGCUCCAUGGCCCCCUCCAUCCGCCUGUCGCCCGCCGCCCGCAGCCUCUUCGAUGAGCCGCUGGCCAUCGCCGUGCAGGGCCUCGGCCCGCGGCAGCAGGUCACGCUGCGAACGUCCUUGCGGGACGAGACCGGAGAGCUCUUCCAGGCCAGUGCCCGCUACCAGGCGGGCGACGACGGGGAGCUGGACCUCGCCCGCUGUCCUGCGCUGCCGGGAGGCAGCUUCUCCGGCCUGGAGCCCAUGGGGCUGCUCUGGGCUUUGCAGCCCCAGAAGCCUUUCUGGCGGCUGGUAAAGCGGGACGUGCAGAGCCCCUUCCUCCUGCAGCUGGAGGUGUUCGAGGGCCACGGGGAGCGCCCCGGGCAGCUCCUGGCCCAGGCGCAGCACGAGCGGGCGUUCCUGCGGGACGGGGUGCGGAGAGUCCCGGUGCGAGAAGGGAGGAUCCGGGCGACGCUUUUCCUGCCCCCCGGAAGUGGCCCCUUUCCGGGAAUUAUUGACUUGUAUGGAACUGGAGGAGGACUCCCUGAAUACAGGGCAUGCCUGCUGGCCAACCACGGCUUUGCUGUGCUGGCUCUGGCUUUCUACAGCUAUGAAGAUCUCCCCAAAGGGAUGAAGGAAUUCCACCUAGAAUAUUUUGAAGAAGCUGUAAACUAUAUGUUACAACACGCCCAGGUUAAAGGUCCAGGAAUUGGUUUGCUUGGACACUCGAAGGGGGGUGACCUGUGUGUCUCCAUGGCCUCCUUCCUAAAGGGCAUCACAGCCACUGCCCUCAUCAACGGCUCGGUGGCAAAUGUGGGUGCAGUGCUCCACUAUAAGGACAUCACCAUUCCACCCCUUGGUACCAAUACAAAACGCAUCAAGAUUGGCAAAUCCGGGAUUGUUGAUAUUAUUGAUGUACUGAACAACCCACUAGAAGGGCCUGACCAGCAAAGCUUUAUCCCUUUGGAGAAGGCUGAGUGUUGCUUCUUGUUCAUUGUUGGCCAGGAUGAUCACAACUGGAAAAGUGAAUUCUUUGCAGUUGAGGGGAGCAAACGUUUGCAGGCUCAUGGGAAAGAAAAGCCUGAGAUAGUCUGUUAUCCUGGAGCAGGACACUACAUUGAACCUCCCUUUUUCCCGAUGUGUGCAGCCUCAAUGCACCUGCUAUUUGGCAAGCCUGUGAUGUGGGGAGGGGAGCCCAAGGCACACUGUGAGGCACAGAUAGAUGCUUGGCAGCAGAUCCAAGCUUUCUUUCGUAAACACCUCACAGGCAAGCCAUCCAGUAAGCUGUGA
Cinclus cinclus is the source of this 1275-nucleotide messenger RNA. RefSeq names its product acyl-coenzyme A thioesterase 1-like. NCBI's taxonomy places the organism in Eukaryota, Metazoa, Chordata, Aves, Passeriformes, Cinclidae. The coding region runs from base 16 to 1275 and encodes 419 amino acids. The record is from RefSeq and is a predicted model, not a curated record. Gene Ontology annotation, molecular function: fatty acyl-CoA hydrolase activity. The transcript has 3 exons. Gene Ontology annotation, biological process: fatty acid metabolic process; acyl-CoA metabolic process.